Molecule: messenger RNA, 1579 nt
Organism: Plutella xylostella (diamondback moth)
Lineage: Eukaryota; Metazoa; Arthropoda; Insecta; Lepidoptera; Plutellidae
Gene: dbf
Product: doublefault
Molecular function (GO): nucleic acid binding; zinc ion binding
Source: RefSeq, a predicted model, not a curated record
UUCAAUAUUUGGUCUGUGAUCCCGGCUACGCGGCGUUGUUGUUGUUGUAUUUUAUUUAUACAUUUCUCAGUUUUCUGAGCAUUCUCCCAUCUAAAAUCGUGUUUACUACUAUUUGAUACAAUGGAAAUGGAGCCUAAGCAACCACCCGAAGCGUGGCCAGAAGAUGAAAUGUAUGAUUGGGAGCCUUCAGAUGAUGUAGGCUUUGAUGGGCCAAUGCCCAAUAUGUCUGGCCCAAGAGGCCCAGGCGCCCCGGGAGGCCGAGGCGGCCCUGGCGGCCCCGACAACUUCAGAAACCGUCGCUACAGAGAAGCUUACGGCAACUACAGUGGUGGCUACGAGCAAGGAGGAUUCAGGCGGCCGAUGUUCAAGCCCUAUGACUACUCGGGACCUCCUUUCGCUAUGGGACCUCGUGGUCCUGGUCCCCGCUUCCCCAUGGGCCGAGGGUAUGGCCCGCAAGGCCCACGCGGCCCGAUGGGGCCAGUACGCCCUAUGGGACCGGCUGGUCCAAUGGGGCCAAUACGCCCUAUGGGACCGGCAGGCCCAAUGGGACCAGUUGGACCCCCCAGGUUGCCGAUGAGGUCCUUGCAAGACCGUGUUGUCAAGUUUCUAAUGCGUUGUGGCAUGACGAAGGAGAAUGUGAAGAACCUGCCGCGCGGGCUGGUGCAGCUCAUCAGCCCGCAGCACUGCGGCGUCUGCGGCAUGGAGUUUGAGUCCUUCAGCGUCUCUCGCAUACAUUAUGGAUCCAAAAACCAUUUGAAAGCCCAAAAGAAAUGGAUUGCCCAAUGCAAUGGUGAAACCCGUAUGGGGAAUUCGGGCAAAGAGCUGCCGCUAAAGUCUCGAGACCUGUACUGCGAGUUGUGUGACGUCCACAUCACGUCCAAACAGCACGCUGAAUCUCAUUACGCUGGGAAAAAUCAUCGAGCGAUCGUGGAGGGGCGCAAGCAACCGAAGAACCCAUACCUGCUUCAAGAAGGAAUGGAGGGGAGAGUGGAGCAGCUAAUCCGUCGUGAGAAGCGCAACCUGAAGGCGGACGGCUCUGAAGAGGGGGACGCGAAGGAGCUCAAAGAGCCGCCGCCGCCCAAGAUCGGCAACCCGGACCUCUACUGCAAUAUAUGCAAGACGUCAAUGACGAACAUGGAACAGAUGAUGAUGCAUCUGAACGGCAAGAGGCAUCUCUUCAAGGAGAAGAACCACAUCCUGAGGGUCAUGAAGGGAGAACCUGAUCCGGCCCCGGCUCCAGCGACUGAACCUGGGGCUGGUGACGCCAUGGCGAUCGGCGAAUCUCCAGCAGGUGGAGAGCAAGACAAAGAUGCGAACGGAGACAAAGAACAAGCGAUGGAAGAGCAACAAGACGCGAGUGGAGACCACGACGCCAGCACCAUCGACGAGUGGCAGAACGGGGGCGGUGAACAGUGGUAAACAUAUCGACAAUCUACGGUCUCGCCUAAUAUACUUUUACAAAAUCGCAAUAAUUGUAGCUUAUUAUCAUCCUAAAUGAUAUCGUAAUAAUGAUUGGUUGUUAAGAGCUUGUGAUUGUGACUUUAAAUUUACUUAAUUAAUAAAUAAUACUAUACAAAUA